Myotis daubentonii (Daubenton's bat) is the source of this 4121-nucleotide messenger RNA. It is a transcript of the gene RBPJL, whose product is annotated as recombination signal binding protein for immunoglobulin kappa J region like. Gene Ontology annotation, molecular function: RNA polymerase II cis-regulatory region sequence-specific DNA binding; DNA-binding transcription activator activity, RNA polymerase II-specific. Gene Ontology annotation, biological process: regulation of transcription by RNA polymerase II. NCBI's taxonomy places the organism in Eukaryota, Metazoa, Chordata, Mammalia, Chiroptera, Vespertilionidae. Gene Ontology annotation, cellular component: nucleus. The record is from RefSeq and is a predicted model, not a curated record.
UACACACAAUCACACACGCGCGCGCACGCGCACACACACUCAGCCACAUACACUCAGCCACACACCGCGCCACCGCAGGCCUCCGGGAGCGCUGAGCGCUCGGGUUGAGAGAGUAAGGGGCGGGCACUUCGUGGCCAAAACCCACCGCGCACUUGAAUUCCAGGCUUAGUGCCUGACUCCCCUCCAGCUCUCAGGAGAAGCCGCCAGGGGGCGCCUCCCGGGCCUGGCUUCGUUGGCUCGGUGGCCGUGGGAAGCCCACAUCUGCCCCGCAGGUGCCCCUGCCCAGAGCAAACAGCGGGCCGGGAGCCCGGGGCCUUGAGAUAAGGCGGGGGUAGGCUAUAUCCGGCAUGAGGGCCCGGGAGCAGGAGCGCGCAGGGUUCUGAGGGCGGCGGCACGGGGCGCACCCAGAGGGCUGAGAGGGAGCAGAACGCGGCCAUGGACCCUGUGGGGGCAGCAGAACCCCCAGGCCCUCUGACUCACCUGAACCUGCGAGACGACUCGGAGGCGCGGCCGCAGAGCGGAGCCGACGGGCGGGGCCUCGCGGGCAGCUGGAGCAGGGCAUCCCCAGAGCGCACCACUGUCCUGAGGGAAGGCGUACGCCGGUGCUUGCAGCUGCAGUGCGAGCAGACGGUGCGGAUCCUGCACGCCAAGGUGGCCCAGAAAUCAUACGGAAAUGAGAAGCGGUUCUUCUGCCCCCCGCCCUGUGUGUACCUCGCGGGUCCUGGCUGGAGGGUGAAGCCAGUGCCGGGCCAAGCCCACCCAGCAGGGGAACCGGGGCCCACUGUCUGCGGUUACAUGGGACUGGACGGCGCAUCCGGCAGCGCCGCCGAGACGCAGAAGUUAAAUUUCGAGGAGCAGCCCGACUCCAGGGAAUUCGGUUGCGCCAAGACCCUGUACAUCUCAGACGCAGACAAGAGGAAGCACUUCCGGCUGGUGCUGCGGCUGGUGCUCCGAGGCGGCCGGGAGCUGGGCACCUUCCACAGCCGCCUCAUCAAGGUCAUCUCCAAGCCCUCACAGAAGAAGCAGUCGCUGAAAAACACCGACCUGUGCAUAUCCUCGGGCUCCAAGGUCUCCCUCUUCAACCGCCUGCGCUCCCAGACGGUCUCCACGCGCUACCUCUCCGUGGAGGACGGGGCCUUCGUGGCCAGUGCGCGCCAGUGGGCUGCCUUCACCCUCCACCUGGCUGAUGACCAGUCCUCCCAGGGGGACUUCCCACCUCGAGAGGGCUAUGUCCGCUAUGGCUCCCUGGUGCAGCUGGUCUGCACUGUCACGGGCAUCACCCUACCUCCAAUGAUCAUCCGCAAAGUAGCCAAACAGUGUGCACUCCUCGACGUGGACGAGCCCAUCUCCCAGCUGCACAAGUGUGCACUCCAGUUUCCUGGGGGCCCUCCUGGAGGCGGUGGCACCUACCUGUGUCUUGCCACAGAGAAGGUGGUGCAGUUCCAGGCCUCCCCCUGCCCCAAGGAGGCGAAUAGGGCGUUGCUCAACGACAGCUCUUGCUGGACCAUCAUAGGCACCGAGUCGGUGGAAUUCUCCUUCAGCACCAGCCUGGCGUGCACCCGGGAGCCGGUCACCCCGGUGCCCCUCAUCAGCACCCUCGAGCUGAGUGGCGGGGGUGACGUGGCCACGCUGGAGCUCCACGGUGAGAACUUCCACGCGGGGCUCAAGGUGUGGUUCGGGGACGUGGAGGCCGAGACCAUGUACAGACCUAGGCGCCCAGGCGGGCCCCGCCCGGCCCUCGGCCCAAUUUGCCGGGUGCGAGGGAAGGCCCAGUCCCAGCAGCCGCAGAGGCUCUCGCCACUGACACCGGCCCUGCGGGUCUUCCCGAGUAGCCGGCUCCUCCUUUGACAUCUAGGAAGAUGCUCUUUGCGUGCACUCAGAGUGUGGCUCUCCCGCCUUCGUCUCCGUUUCACUCUCUAAAUCAAACAAUCUGUCUGUCCCUCAGUAACUUUAUAGAUGUCUGUCUGUGUGUCCUGUCGCUCCAUCUUUGUCUGCCUGUGUCUCACAUCGUUUCUCACGCCCAGGCCUGGCCUACAGACCCUGGAGCACGGGUCCUGAUCAGAGUAUGAGAUCUGUCGGGAGUGUCAAGUGCCACCUGGAGCCCCGGGUUCUACCCUGGAACACAAAGAUCUGCCCUUCCUUGUACUCCCUAUGGCUGGAGGCAGCGCAGUGCCCUUGCCUGUGUUUCCUCUUUGGCUCACAUCUUUAGUGGUUGGGCAGGUGCCGGGGCACUGGGAAGGUCUUGCCAUCUUAACUAUCCACACAGGCACUUCUCUUGAAGGCCCAAUAAGAUGCGGUCCUGAGGGUCAGGGGUUACUCUGCUGUGCUAGCAGCCCCGCCCCCCAAUCCAAGUGAGACUCUAAUCUGUAUGACCCACCUGCACAAGGAGAGGGGUGCCCAGUGUACUCCCCCACCCUCACACACACACACAGGAGGAAACACGGUGCCGUGAGCAGACAGCCUGUCCCGUGGGCCCUUUCUAGAGAAGAAGCCAGCAGCCCUGACCCUGUGCCUGCCAUGGGGGCCACCUGUCCACUCUGGCAAUGAAUUACCCCUCCCCCACCCCAAGCAAAGAUGCGCCCCAGACACAGAGGGGAACACAGGACACAAUAAAACUUUCCCAGGACAACUCCAGACACACCUGAGAUCAACUGGGCAGUAACCCAGCUGCCAGAGAAGCUUCUCUGCAUGAGGCCCGGAGACCAAGUCACAGGCCGUCCCUGCGCAGCCUGCCCACCCUCUGCCUGCUCUGUGCUCUCCAGGGAAGCAGAAGAACCAGGCAGGGUCCUGACUCUGGCUGCUGGAACCAGGCACACAUAUCACAGGUGCCAGCGACCUGCACUAGCUCUCAUGGUGCCAAACGGAGAGAACCAGUCUGAAAUGUUGGUUCAGGGUUCUCACCUCCCCCCAUCCCCCCGACCCCCACCUGAACUUUCCUUGAACUCUGAGGAGGGGCUCAUUUCCUGCAGAACGCCUCCCCCAGAACAUGGAAAGCCCCGUGAGAAAGAAGAUGCUGGCCCUUCCCAAGAGGGUUGCUCUAGACUCCCCAGGGCCUCGAUCAGCAGGGCGAACCCCCUGUCACAGGGGGGGGAGCAGCUUGUUCGAGGCCCCUCGUGGCCGCCGAGAGCGAAUCCUGGCCAAGGAAUGCAGGGCACGAGUUGAAUGGGAAAUGUCCCCGACUUGAGUGCACACCUCAGGAGAGCUUGGGCUCCGUGCCUGCGAUGGUGUUGAAGCAGGAAGCCACUCGAAGGAGGCUAAGAGGAGUUUCGCAGCCCACCACACAGGAAGUUGGGGCUCAAGGGCCCAUCCAGCCCUGCCCUCAAGGACUUCCUCUGCCACUCCACAGGCAGGCAUGGUGGAAGCCAAGAACCUAGGUUGGCCUGAGAGCCCUGGCCCAGCCAUGCAGCUUGCCGCAGGGCACCCUAGAACGCGUGGUCUCACCCGCACACCCCCCUGGAAGUCUAUGACCACAAAGCUCCAGCCCUAGCCUGAGUUCCAGCUGCUGGACUGUCCUUGGAGGUCCUCCCAGCCUGAGCCUGAAUCCAUGGAACAUCAAACUCCCCUCCCUGCCCACCCCCCGCAUAGCCCUUCAUCUUUUAUCUCCUCCCCCUCAUCACCCAGUUUCCAAGGUCUAAGGACUGACUCCACCCCUCCUUCCACACUAAAAUAGGCUUCCUCCUUUCCUCUCCUGCCAUUUCCACCCCGUUCUCCAAACCCAGCUCAGAUGGCACCACCUCCAAGAUUUCCCCAAGGCAGGACCGGCUACACAAUGUGUAGGGCCCCGUGCAAAAAAAUGUACGCCCCUUGUGCCAAAAUUAUUCAGGAUUUCAAGACAGCAACAGCAGAGCCUGAAAUCAAGGCAGGGCCCUGCUAAGCACAAGGCCUAUUGUGACUGGACACGUCACAUGACCAUAAAGCAGGCCCUGGUUUCAGGCUUUCCACCUUGUGGAACACCUCACUUGGGACCAUGUCCCCCUUGGAAUAAAGGGCUUUAUGUACAUUUCAAGUGUCUCCUAUAGACUAUGAGCUUCAAGUGGAAAGCUCAUCGCUGCAUAGCCUGGAGGGCGCAGUACAAUGCUUGAUUAUUGAGUUGGGCUCAAUAAAUACCAAAUUGCAUUCCA